Aureobasidium namibiae CBS 147.97 is the source of this 525-nucleotide messenger RNA. RefSeq names its product P-loop containing nucleoside triphosphate hydrolase protein. The record is from RefSeq and is a predicted model, not a curated record. Bases 1 to 525 code for a protein of 174 amino acids. Gene Ontology annotation, molecular function: ATP binding; ATP hydrolysis activity; AMP kinase activity. Lineage: Eukaryota; Fungi; Ascomycota; Dothideomycetes; Dothideales; Saccotheciaceae. Gene Ontology annotation, cellular component: cytoplasm; nucleus. The transcript has 2 exons.
AUGCGUACCUCGCCAAACAUCAUCAUCACUGGGACCCCCGGCGUGGGCAAGACUACCCACUGCGAGCAGCUCGCAUCAAGCACUGGUCUCACCCAUCUCAAUGUCAAUAAGGUCGUCAAAGAGCGUGACUGCGAGGACGGCUUCGACGAUGAGCUCAACAGUGUCAUUGUCGACGAGGACAAGCUGCUGGACGCCAUUGAGCCCGAUCUCGAGGCUGGCGGUCAAAUCAUCGACUGGCACGCUUGUGACAUGUUUCCUCAAUCUCUGAUCGAUCUCGUGGUUGUCGUUCGCUGUAACAGCACUAUACUCUUCGAUCGCUUGAAGGGCCGUGGCUACAGCGACAAGAAGCUCGACGAAAACAUGGACGCCGAAAUCAUGGAGGUGCUCCUGCAGGAGGCUCGCGAUUCUUACGACGAAGAAAUCGUCGUCGAGCUGCAGAGUGACGAUCUCGACCAGAUUGAUGAGAAUCUUGAACGCAUUCAGACUUGGAUCGAAAACUGGAAGAAGGACCACUCUGAGGCAUAA